Phytophthora nicotianae INRA-310 is the source of this 2973-nucleotide messenger RNA. RefSeq lists its product as hypothetical. The transcript has a single exon. The coding region runs from base 105 to 2864 and encodes 919 amino acids. Gene Ontology annotation, cellular component: nucleus; RISC complex; cytosol. Gene Ontology annotation, molecular function: nuclease activity; RNA binding. NCBI's taxonomy places the organism in Eukaryota, Oomycota, Peronosporomycetes, Peronosporales, Peronosporaceae. Gene Ontology annotation, biological process: mRNA catabolic process; regulatory ncRNA-mediated gene silencing. The record is from RefSeq and is a predicted model, not a curated record.
CCCUCUCUAACCCGAUCAAAGAUACGUGUCAAUGUCGAGGAGCUCCAAAGCUCAAGUCCCUCUCCUCAGCUCAAGUCUCCCCUCUAUAUCUCCAUUUACACACCAUGGCAUCGGGCCACGCCACCGUCAAGGCCGUCCUGUCGGGCGACACGCUGGUGCUUAUCGGCGCGGCUACCAAUGGGCCUCCCCCGGAGCUCAUGCUGACGCUGUCAUCACUCCAAGCACCGCGUCUGGCGCGUUCCCCGGAGCAGAGCAAUGAGCCGUACGCGUGGGCGAGUCGCGAGCACCUGCGCAAGUUGUGCAUCGGCAAGCAGGUGCGCUUCAAAGUGGAAUAUCGCGUCCCGGCCAUCAACCGCGACUUCGGCUCCGUGUGGCUUCCCCCCAAUGCGCGCGGCGUGGAGGAAAAUCUAUGCGUCAUCCAGGCGCGUACGGGCUACGCACGCGUCAAGACGCUCGAGCAGUCGCGGGAUGGCGUGUGUGUGGACCACGAGAAGAUGCUGCAGCAGGAGCAGGUGGCGAUUAAUGAGAAGAAGGGGAUGUACGCUGACGCAGACGCCGAAUCCAAUGCCACAGUCCAGUGGCACGGCGCCGACUCCGCCGCGUUGCUACAGGAACACAAGGGCAAGCUGGUUCCAGCCGUUGUAGAGGCUGUUCGGGACGGAGCCUCGUUGCGUGUGAUCCUCAAGCCUUCGCUGCAACUGGUCAACCUUGGUCUGUCCGGAGUACAAUGUCCCCGACUCAACCCGCCUGUCAACGCUGCAGAAUCAGAGGAGCCUGUUCCGACUGGACCGGCGCCUCAUGCACGCGAAGCCAAACACUUUACAGAGGUGCGACUGUUGCACCGUGACGUGGAGCUGAAGCUCGAAGGCGUGGACAAGUACGGCAACUUGUUCGGCAGUGUCGUGCAUCCCUCUGGUCGUAAUAUUAGUGUGGAGCUGCUGAAGAAUGGGCUGGGACGGAUGGCCGACUGGAGCUCGGCAUUCACUAGCGCGUCAGCUCGUGCUACGAUGCGCAACGCUGAGAAGGAGGCCAAGCAGCAGAAGCUGCGAGUGUGGAAGGAGUACGAGGCUCCUGUUCUGCAGUCUGACAAGCACAUGACGGGUACUGUAGUGGAGGUUAUCAGUGGUGACUGUCUGGUCGUGUACGUGCCCGAUGCUGCGACUCCAGCGGAGCAAGAGAAGCGAAUUUACUUGAGUUCAUUGCGUGCUCCUCGUCUGGGUAAUGCUCGUCGUGGCGAGCCCAACGCUCCGUACGCUGCUGAAGCCAAGGAGUUUCUGCGUCAUCGUGCGAUUGCCAAAACUGUGCACCUUGAAGUGGAGUACGAGAAGCCCAGUCCUUCCGGCCAGGGCGACGUCAUGACCUUCGCCUCCGUGUUUUUGGAGCCGUCGGCUAAUGCUUUGAAGAAGAACCCGCAGGCCAAGGGCGCUAACUUGGCUAUCGACGUUGUGGCUGCUGGACUGGCUGAGGUGGUGCGUCAUCGUCCGGAUGAAGAGAAGAGCGAAUACUACGACGACCUCGUGACGGCGGAGACGAAGGCUCAGACUCAGAAGAAGAACCUGCACUCGUCGAAGGAACCUCCUGCCACUGAGCGUCGUGUGACUGACUUGUGCUUUGAUGCGACCAAGGCCAAGCAGUUUUUGCCGUUCUUGACGCGUGAACGUUCCACUCGUGCUGUAGUGGAGCACGUGUACUCGGCUACGCGUGUGAAGCUGUUUGUGCCCAAGGAGAACUGUCUUAUCAACUUCGUGGUGGCCGGUAUCAAGUGUCCGCAGCCUGCUCGUCACGGUGCUCAGGGUGUGAUCGUACAGCCGGCUGAGCCUCUUGGAGAGGAGGCCAAAUUGUUCACUAAGCGCAGUGUGAUGCAGCGCGAAGUGAUGGUCGAGAUCGAGGACAUGGAUCGUGGUGGUAACGCCUUCGGUCCUCUGUUCGUGGUGCCCAAUGGUGGUGGCAAACCUCUGCGUGACGACCAGCACAACUUCGGUGUACGUUUGUUAGAAGAGGGUCUGGCUUGGGUGGAUUCGUUCAGCGUGGAGCGUACAGCUCUUGGCAACGUGCUUCAACGAGCUGAGGAACGCGCCAAGGCCCAGAAGAAGAAGUACUGGGCUACUCACGAUGCUCAGGCUGCAGCCAAGGCAGCUCAGACGAAGCAGGUCAAGACAAAGGAUGAUGUGAUCCCUCGUGUCAAGCUGUCGGAGAUCGUCAACGGUACGCACUUCUACAUCCAGAACAUGGGCGACCGUAACUGUGCUGCGGUGGAGGAGAAAAUGAAGGCUUUCACACGUACUCACGGCCUCGCUGGCAAGGCGUUCGAAGUGCGUCGCAACGCUGUGUGUGCUGCUCUGUUCGACGACGGCAACGGAUCUGCAUGGAACCGUGCCAAGGUGGAGUAUGUGCAUCCGGACGGCUCUGCUCGUGUCCGCUUCCUGGAUUACGGUAACGAGACCACGGUGACGCCUAACCGUCUCCGUCCGCUGGAUGCCGACGUGCUGCAGUUCCCACCUCAAGCCAAGGAGGCAGUGUUCGCCUGGAUCAAACCACUUGCUGCCACUGAAGAGUUCGGAGCCGACGCUGCCAUGCGUCUCGGUGAAGUCGCGUGGGGCAAGACGCUGUCGUGUCGUAUCCACAGCACAGAUGACCAUGGCCGCAUGCAGGUGUCGCUCUACCUGCCAGACGGCAAGAGUGUGGCUGAGAACUUGGUGGAGGCCGGACUGCUGCGUACCGACCGCAAGGCGCUUCGCUCGUUCCAGGUCUUCCAGAAACCGGUGGUUGAUGGACUUCUCAACGCUCAGGAGACCGCCAAGAAGCAACGUCGUUGUCUGUGGCAGUACGGUGACAUUGAGUCUGACGACGAGCACGGCCUGUAAGGAAGUGAGACUGAAUCAUAGGAGCUCGUAGCACUUUGAAAUGCAACUAAAAUGUAAAAAAAAUUCAACGUUCUCGACGUGAUAUCAACAGAUGACGUCGCUUACUCGA